Molecule: messenger RNA, 2772 nt
Organism: Achroia grisella
Lineage: Eukaryota; Metazoa; Arthropoda; Insecta; Lepidoptera; Pyralidae
Exons: 6
Coding region: 1-2772 (923 amino acids)
Biological process (GO): G protein-coupled glutamate receptor signaling pathway; regulation of synaptic transmission, glutamatergic
Cellular component (GO): membrane
Molecular function (GO): adenylate cyclase inhibiting G protein-coupled glutamate receptor activity
Source: RefSeq, a predicted model, not a curated record
AUGGCUGGUUACGGAAACAUAAUGUUCGGCGGUAGCCUCACCUUUGACCACCGCUCUCAGGAAUGGAGCAUAUUCAAAAGUCGAUUUAUUCAGUACUGCACCGCAAAUGAUAUUAAUGAAGAGAAUGAUAAAAGUGGAAUAAAACGGCGAGCAUUAUUAUUAACGGCUUUGGUGGAAGACACAUACCGCGUAGCGCGGGAUAUCAUUUUUCCUACGCCAUUAGAAAGUGAAGAAUAUAAAUAUCUCUUGGAGAAAUUAGAUACUCAUUUUUCUUCAAGAAAGAGUACAUUUGCAGAACGUUAUCAAUUUUAUAAGGCAGAACAACGGUUAGGAGAAGAUUUGGCUGAAUGGGCGGCACGAGUGCGACAUUUAGCGCAGUAUUGUGGAUUUAAAACAGAGCUGGAGACCGCUUUGAGAGAUCGUUUUGUACUGGGAUUGGAAAACGCAAGAGAGAAAGAGAAAUUAUUUGCAGAAUCCAUUGAUACGCUAACGUUUAAUAGGGCGUUAGAAAUAGCGCAGAAUGUACGGUGUGCCCGGAUCGCAUUGCAAGCGUCGCAGACAGAAGAGAGCGCGGACGGCGCGGCUGGCUCGCGGCGGCCUCAGCUCCAGGAGGAGCCGAUUUACGCGCUGCGCACCGCCCGCACCGAAGCGGCGGCGGCGGCGGAGCUUCGCCGGUUACAUUUAACUGCUCGUCAUAGUGUUAAUCAAAAUGUGAAAAGUGUCGUUAUGCUGAGUUCAUAUGUCGAAAGUGUAAUAACAAAGGUCAUUUACAACGAAUGUGUAAAUCUAAGGUUAAAAAUUGUAAAUACUUGGCUGUGGAUGAUCACGACGACAUGGUUGAAGAUCUCACAGAGUAAGCAGUAUGGGGGACAUCGCAGAACAGAUUUUUCGAUAGGAAGUAAGGUAUUGGUGAAACAUGUAUUUAAAAAUGGUAUGAAAUAUAUUUGGAAAUUGGGAACUGUACAACGAAAAAUCGGUUCUAGGAUGUAUGUUAUUUUUGUGCAUGAUUUAAAUUGUUAUGUAAGAAAACAUGUGGAUCAGUUAUUGUCAUACAAAGGGCCAAUUUCACGUCAAAGUUCAGACGAGGUUAGUUUAAAUGGAGAAUACUCUAGUACAGAAGGAACAAACAGAAAUGGAAACGAGGAGACAGUUCCAGAGACAGUAUAUCAAUCAGUAGUUCCGGAGGAGAUAAUAACAGAUCCAAAUAUCUGCAAUCCACAGUCAUCAAAACCGUCACAUAUCACACAUCCAUCGCAAGCAUCACAUGUUGAAUCAUUCAUACCAGAAGAGAGUUCUACAAAAGUAGCCAAUGAAGGAAUCAUGGGAACAAUAACAUCACCGCUCAUAGAUAUAGACCCAGGAGAAGGAAUAUCUGGUCUAUCAGAUUCAACCACUAUAACGAAAAUAGCGGAGGAUACUCGAGCUGACGAUAUGCGCGGUGUGGGCGUGCGGGCGGCGUGCUCGGCGGCGUGCGGCGUGGGGCAGUGGGCGCGCGUGGGGCAGGGCCGCGCGCGCUGCUGCUGGGCGUGCGUCACGUGCGCGCCGCUCGCUGUCACCGCCGCGCCGCCCGCCGCCGGCUGCCGCCUCUGUGCGCCCGGACACAGGCCCGACCUGCGCCGCCUGCGAUGCCUGCCCUCGGCAGUGGAGUGGGGUACGGACGGUCACUGGGCGCGGAUCGUAGCCAUGGCGGCCGGUGGUGUAGGGCUGGCCGCGGUGGUGGUGAGCGGCGCCACGUUGUGGCGUCACCGCGCUACGCCCGUCGUGAAGUCGGCGUCGCGGGAGCUGUGCGCCCUGCUGCUGUGCUCGGCGGCGGUCUGCCACAGCGCCGCGCUGGCGGCCGCGCUGCGCCCCGCGACGGUGCCCUGUGCACUAGUGCGGCUGGCCGCGCCCGCCCUCGCCGGGGUGUACGCCGCGAUCCUGGCGCGCACUCUGCGGAUCGCACGCCUCGUGACGGCUGUGGAGAAGCGGCCGACGAUGCGUCCCCGCUUGCUGUCGUCGCGCGCACAGGUAUGGACCUGGCUGGGCCUGAGCGCGCCCGGGAUCGCUACGGCUGCGUGGAGCGCGGUACGGUGGCCGCCGACGACCCGGCUGGUGCACCCGGGGCGCGCGCGGGCCGUGCUCACGUGCGGCGGCGAGCUGGCCGCGGCGCAGCUGCCGCCGCUGGCGCCGGCGCUGGUGCUGCUGGCGGCGUGCGUGGCGGCGGCGGUGCGCACGCGCCGGCUGCCCCACAACUUCAACGAGACGCGGUUCGUGGGCGCGGCCGCGUACGCCACGUGCGUGACGUGGGUGGCGUUCUUCCCGCUGUACGCGGCCACGGCGGCGCGCACGAGCACGCUGUGCGGCUGCGUGUCGCUGUCGGCGGGCGCGUGCGUGGCGCUCUCGCUGGGCCCCAGGGUGUGGGUGUGCGUGUGCCGGCCGGCGCGCAACACCAGAGCAUACUUCCUGACAGCCACGUCCAUACGAUGUCACCUUGGAAAAUAUAGACCCGGAAAGGAAACACGAAACCCCGUCGAGAUUCAUAAAACAGGUUGCUGCGAAGCUGCUUCUCAGACGGAUACACCAGUCGGGGUCACGUGUGCGGAGGGUGGCGAGUGUGAGACGCGGGGAGCGUGUGCGCGCGUGACCCGGCUGCAGGCCGCCGGGGACGGGCGGGACGCGGGCUCGGACCCGGACCCGGACCCGGACCCGGACGCCGCCGACACCGUGCUCAUAGUACUGCUGCAUCACCGACACAUGCUGCCCCGCCUGCCAUCAACAUACGAUAUGCUUUAA